Molecule: messenger RNA, 8657 nt
Organism: Archocentrus centrarchus (flier cichlid)
Lineage: Eukaryota; Metazoa; Chordata; Actinopteri; Cichliformes; Cichlidae
Gene: xrn1
Product: 5'-3' exoribonuclease 1
Exons: 41
Coding region: 159-5291 (1710 amino acids)
Biological process (GO): nuclear-transcribed mRNA catabolic process; rRNA catabolic process
Cellular component (GO): nucleus
Molecular function (GO): 5'-3' RNA exonuclease activity; RNA binding
Source: RefSeq, a predicted model, not a curated record
GCGGACAACGGACAACCAGCUACUUAGCGGCCGUUGGAAACAAAACCGGAGUCCAAAGCAAGUUCUCAUGUUACCAGGUUAAACCCCUGCUAGCCCGACAGCUCCUUCCAGUUUGGACUGUUUCUUGUUUUUAGAGGCUGAAGAAGUUUGUGGUGAAGAUGGGAGUACCAAAAUUUUACCGCUGGAUUUCGGAGCGCUACCCUUGUCUGAGUGAAGUUGUGAAGGAACAUCAGAUUCCAGAGUUUGACAAUUUCUAUCUGGACAUGAAUGGUAUCAUCCACCAGUGCUCUCACCCGAACGAUGAGGAUGUCCAUUUUCGCAUUUCUGAAGAAAAGAUUUUUGCAGACAUCUUUCAUUAUCUGGAGGUGCUAUUCAGGAUCAUCAAGCCCCGCAAGGUCUUCUUUAUGGCUGUGGAUGGUGUGGCACCAAGGGCAAAGAUGAACCAGCAGAGAGGACGCAGAUUCAGGUCCGCCAAAGAAGCAGAGGAAAAGAUAAAAAAAGCUUUGGAUAAAGGAGAGGUGCUUCCCACUGAGGCUCGCUUCGACUCCAACUGUAUCACUCCUGGCACUGAGUUCAUGGCGAGACUUCAGGAACAGCUCAAGUAUUUCGUCCACAACAAGCUCUCCACUGACAAGCUGUGGCAGAACGUCAAAGUCUACCUGUCCGGUCACGAGACACCAGGGGAGGGAGAGCAUAAAAUCAUGGAGUUUAUUCGGUCAGAGAACGCCAAGCCCAGUCAUGACCCCAACACCCGACACUGCCUGUACGGCCUGGAUGCUGACCUGAUUAUGUUGGGUUUGACCAGUCAUGAGCCAAAUUUCUCCCUCCUGAGGGAGGAAGUCCGCUUUGGAGGGAAGAAAUCCCAGAAAAGGAUAACGGCCCCCGAGGAGACCACUUUUCACUUGCUUCACUUGUGUCUGAUGAGGGAGUACAUAGACUAUGAGUUCUCUGAGCUCAAGAAUCAUAUUGGUUCAGAUUACGACCUGGAGCGAAUAAUAGAUGACUGGAUUCUAAUGGGCUUCCUAGUAGGAAAUGACUUCAUCCCUCACCUCCCUAACCUUCACAUCAAUCAUGAUGCUUUGCCGUUGCUGUACAAAACCUACAUCAACGUACUACCAAGUCUGGGGGGUUAUCUGAAUGAGAACGGCCACUUAAACCUCAGAAACUUUGAGAAAUACCUGGAGAGGCUUGCUAAGUUUGACCGGGAACAUUUUAGUGAGGUGUUCACGGACUUGAAGUGGUUUGAGAGUAAAGUUGGUAACAAAUAUCUGAAUGAAGCAGCUGGACUGGCAGCUGAGAAGGAAGCUGCCAGCAGAGACUCCAGAAAGAGCGAGGAUCCUGCUCUCUGUCUGGCAGCUCUGACCUCAUCAGAAAAAGUCACCAGAGAAGAAAAAGCAGCUGUGGCAGAUGAGGAGGAGGAGGAGGAUGAUCUCUUUGAAACGGAGUUCAGACAGUACAAACGCACGUACUACAUGAACAAGAUUGGCGUGGAUGUGGUGUCUGAUGAGUUUCUAGCCAACCAAGCCAAGUGUUAUGUGGAAGGUAUCCAGUGGAUUCUCCACUACUAUUACCAUGGAGUUCAGUCCUGGAGCUGGUACUACCCCUACCACUACGCUCCCUUCCUGUCUGACAUCAGGAAUGUAUCGGAGUUAAAGUUGACCUUUGAGCUUGAACGACCCUUCAUGCCCUUCCAGCAGCUGUUGGCAGUCCUGCCUGCUGCCAGCAUGGAACUGCUUCCUGAGUGCUACAGGCACCUGAUGACUAGUGAAAGGUCGCCUAUUAUUGAGUACUACCCUCUGGACUUCAAAACUGACCUGAAUGGCAAGCAGCAGGAAUGGGAGGCUGUGGUGCUCAUUCCAUUCAUAGAUGAGAGGUGCUUACUAGGAGCCAUGGAGCCCUGCAACAGCAAGCUGACAAAAGAAGAGAAGGCCAGGAAUCGCCACACAGAGUGCGCAGUCUACUCGUACGACAGCGAAAUAGACGUCACCUACACCUCCCCCCUGCCUCAGCUGUUCCCCGACAUCGUCCACUGCCACGUCAGGGCAGCACAUAUUCCCAUGGAUGCUUGGCAAGUUGCAUUAGAUCAUGUGAGCAAGCCUGUUGACCGCUCAGCUCUGUACUUCUGUGGCUUUCCCACCUUGCAACACAUCAAACAUAAGUUUUAUAAGAAGAAGGGUGGGGUGGUCGUGUUCCAGCAGAGUAGCAGAGGGGAGAACAUGUUGCUGGAUAUCCUUCCCAGCCAGGAAGUCGACACGACAUGUGAUGAUGUUGCUGCACAAAUACUGGGAAAGUCUGUAUUUGUCAACUGGCCCCAUCUAGAGGAAGCCCGCAUCAUUGCAGUGUCAGAUGGCGACACUAAAUUUUAUCUUGAGGAACCACCAGGUGUCCAAAGAGUGUACGACAGGCCAUCUACUCCUCCUCCCACCAAAGUCACCUGUCUGUCUGACAAAGAGCAGAAAGAAUGGAUAAAGGAUGUCCAGGGGAUUACUGAACAUUACUUGAAGAGGAAAGGCAUCGUGGUGAAUGAGACACUGGUGGUUUUAUACGGCCAGCUGCUGAUAGGAAGGAAAUACAUUCCCAAAGCCAACGGUGUGGUGGAACUGGAGAAACAGUGGGCCAAACAGGUCCUCCCCUUUGCCUACCAGACAGUUGUUAAGGACAUCAAGGCCUUUUACUCGUCUUUGGCCUGCUUCAAGAGCUUAGAUGAGCUCUUUCCUCCAACAACAACCGUCUUCAUGGUGGGAAACCCGUACUAUGGAGCCAUGGGAGAGGUGCAAGAUUCUCAAGAUGUCAUCAAAGACGGGCGGAUACGGGUGGUCUUCAGCGUGCCACAUGAGCCACAGCUGGAGCCCUUAAUCCACAAUCAACACAAAUACAGUGUGAAAUACAGUCCUGGGUACGUUCUGGCCUCUCGUCUCGGCAUUACCAGUUAUCUCGUCUCCCGCUUCUCCGGAAGCAUCUUCAUUGGUAGAGGCUCUAAGAGGAAUCCCUGUGGGGAGCAAAGAGCCAAUGUCGGCCUGAACCUGAAGUUCAACAAGAAGAACGAGGAGGUUCCCGGAUACACCAAGAGAACCGAAAAAGAGUGGCUGUACUCAGCAGCUGUGGAGGAACUGCUAGCUGAAUACCUGGACAGAUUUUCAGAAGUGUUUGACACCGUGUCCAGAAACAGUCACGAUGAUGUUUUCUAUGAAGAUGACAUUUGGCCUGGAGAGGACCAGAAUGGGGCAGAGAAGGUGGCAGAAAUCACUUCGUGGUUAAAAAGUCACCCAGUGAGCUCCAUCAGCAGGGCGUCAUGUGACCUCCAAGUGCUGGAUGCUGCUAUCGUAGAGAGGAUCGAGGAGGCAGUGGAGAAGUCCAAGGUCAAAAAGAGCACCAAGAAAGUCCGUGUCACAGUCAAGCCUCAUCUCCUCUUCAGGCCCUUGGAACAGCAGCAGGGUGUGGUUCCAGACCCGGAUGCAGAAUAUCGUCUGUUUGACAGAGUCAUCAACAUCAGGGAGAGCUUCACCGUCCCGCUGGGACUCAAAGGGACAAUCACUGGCAUUAAAGGAGCGGACCGUGAAGCAGAGGUUCUCUAUGAAGUGCUGUUUGAUGAAGAGUUUGCCGGAGGUCUCAACAUCAGGUGUACAUCUCCUCGUUGUUACCGCCUCCCUCCCUGCGCUCUGAUUAACCUUUCCCACGGAGCCCGCGUGGAUCACACCGGCCACAAACUCACCGCCAUCGUCAAACCGCAGCCCGCCACUGGCGCCAACUUCAACUCACACCGGCAGCUGGCAGGCCUUAACCACUCACCUCGUUCACCUUUUGUCCCCACACAGCAUAACAACAAACACGGUGCGGUGAAGGCUGCCUCACAGGGCAGCAGGAACUCUCCCUCCAAAGGUCCCACCCAGAAACACCAGCCCAAGAACAAAGACGAGUACAGUAAUGUGUGGCAGUCUCUGCAGAACACAGGCCCUCCUAACAAACCUCCUGCUCACUGGCACAACAGUGAAGGACAUUCCCAACAAGUGAGGAAUGAACCUGCCAACAAAGCUACCCCACCUGCUGCCAUCAGACUAUUGAAGAAAAAUGAAGAUAUCAGCUUCCUUAACCCCUCACAGAACACAGCCAAUAAGGCUGCGACUGAAUUUGAAGACCUCCUUGCCAGUCUAAAAAUCUCCAAGAGUAGCCAGCAAACUCCACCCCCUCCUGCGCCUCCACAAGAGCCCAACAGUCAGCCAGAUGGCCCGCUGUCCCCACAGUCUUUUGCCAUGAAGGGAACCCUGGUGCUGAAGGAGAUGCUUAAAAUUGACAGCACUGGAACAGGAAGUCCAUCUCCUCAAGAGACAUUGAACAGCACCCCCGCUGCUGGCCAGCAGCAGAACAGGAGACGAUCGUCAAAGAAACUCGCUGCAAAAAUAAACGUGCCCCACGGUGACGCACCUGUGCCAGCUUCUCAAGCGUCUGCUGCCUCUGCUAACACCAUGCUGAGCAGUAAGGUGUCAGAACUGGCCUGCAUCUGUGGGGCUUUAGGUAUGGCACCACCUGACUUCAGCUUCAUACGCAACAGACAGGGUCUAGUGGUGUGUCAGGUGAAACUGUCCAACGGGUUGAUGGUUCAUGGUCCACAGUGCCAGUCGGAAAACGAUGCCAAGGAGAAAGCUGCCUUCUUAACGCUUCAAAGACUGAACUCAGUAGGGUCAGGCUUCCCCCUUCCACCACCUCUGUACAGAGGAGUGGGUCAGAUACGACCUCCACACAUAGGAGCCAUGCCCUCUGUCUUCAACCAACAAGGUGGUUUGCUGUUGCCCCCCCAGGCUUAUGGUCCUGCCCCUCUCUGGGGAAUGACAGUGCCUCCUCAUCACCACCACAACCAGCCAUUCUAUGGAGCACCGGGGACUUUCCCCGGUGCUGCCCGCCCCCAGCCUGCACCAGCGCUGCCCAUUGGCUCACACAACCAGUUCAUCCCAUUACAGGUGACUAAGAAACGAGUGUCGGCCAACAAAAAGAACCAAGAAACUCGAGAGUUUUACAGCGCUGCCCAAACCGUUGCUAAGAACCAAUCACAGAAAACCCAGAACCAGCCGACUGGCCAGUUGCAAGCUCAGACUGAAGCACAGAGCGGUAAAGUCCAUCAGCAAGCUGCCAACAGUGACCCCUCCUCUGGUGACGCCACGACAACAGGGGCGGCCCAACAUACACCCCCUCGGCAAAACGUGCCAGCAACAGGCCACACCCCCAGCUCCGCCUCCAAGAGACGGCGGAGGAAGCUAGCAGUCAACUUUGAGGCAGCAAAGGUGUCUCAGUCAUGAGCUUGGGUGUGUUUGUACUCAUGUGUGUAUGUGUAUGUAUGUGUGUAUAUCUGACUUGGUGUCUGAGAUCAGAAUCUCAUCAAUGUGAAAGUCUGUGUUCACUCAGCAUUUCAGAGCAGAGAGCUGCUUCAGACAAGUUUUUUUUUUUUUUGUUCCCAGCAAACAUGUUAACUCUGACGCCGCCUUCACUGCCCAACUCACAGACACCCACUCAGUGGAGAUGUGCCAGAUUAUCAUAGUACCCCACUAAAGAAGGUUUAUUACAGCGCAGCUUUGUGCUAACUUUGUGUUUGCUCAGUCGGUGCUGAGGUGACAAACCCAAACACUCAAGACUACAACCGCGCUUCAGAAUCUAAAACUGAAAGCAUUGCUUUUCAUAAUUUAAUAUGCUAAAAUCAGCUGUUUUUAGUCAAUAAAAUGCCCAGAAACAGGAGAAAAAAAAAAUCCCCCUUUUAUUUCCCCACAGUUUUAAAAUGUCUUGUUUUAUCUGAUAAACAGUCCAGAACUCAAAGAUUCAGUUUAGGCAUGUAUGAUAAAGAAAAGCAUAAAAAUGAAGCUAGUACCAGCUAACAUUGGCAUACUUCCCUUAAAACAAUAUUAAAUUAAUUUAUUACACAUUUUCAUUUAGUCUGUAUGAACUUGCGUAUGCAUUCAUGGUGUAGCGUAAUCACAGCUUGUGGUCAGCCUUUCUUAGACCUGAGUCACGCAGGCUUAGAGACUGGUUGGUGAUUUCCUGGCAACCUUCUGACACUAGGGAAAAUGGUGUUAUUUCUUCACCAGUGGGUGAGUGGUUGCUUGCUGUUGCCGGAUGAAAUCACAUGCAGGGGCGUGCUGCACCAUAAACCUUGCGAUUCCUGUUGUCACCAACAGAUUGCUGCGGCCACCCCUGGUUUGCAUGAAAGAUGCCAACUUUUCACGCUUACUGUUUGCUCUCUGAGCUGCAGUGAAACUUUCAGUGCAGGACCCCAUGCCUCUUCAGGCUGAUUUCAGGCAAUUUCGCACUAGCAACUGCCAGCAACCAUUUGCCAACCAGUUGCAGAAUACACAUUUUUCCCAAGCGACCUUUGGCUGCCAGGAGGUCACUGACUGAUCUGCAUGACUGGGGCCUUAUCUGACUACCUGUGUUUGUUGCCUCCAUAGCUUUUAUAGGACACUGCUCUCAGCAGUGACUGUGGGGACUGCAAUGUUGUCUUAGCCAGUAGAUGUGAUCCCUAGAGUUACAUGCAUGAACCUCAAAUAGUAAUAAACCAGCAGCUUUCCUCGCCUGCUUCAGCAGAGAACAUUAGUGUCCCUGGACGAUCAGAUUUGGAACUAUUCUUGCGACAGAAUUUUAUUCCCAGUGUUUAAGAGCCUCACAUUGAAGUGUGACACUGCCUUAAAAAGUGCAUUUUCUUCAUUCAGAACACUUUGUGGAGAAUAUUCCCAAACUGAAGAAACAACCACUGAUUAAAGACAAAUUUUUUUUUUUUUUUUAAUUUUAAACAGGAUCUUUAACAUAACUUAAAAAUAUGCAUCACCUGAGUCGUAUAUAGCAUUUCAUAUUCCCUUGACUGGGCAUUAACUUUGAACAGCGUGUAGAGUUGGACUCUCUCACAGCUCCUCUGACAGCAUCAGUGUUGUCUGUCUACACCUCUUGAAAAUAUUGCCUUGCCAGCUGAGAGGUUUUCACAGACUCCAGGAGUUGUUAGAUGAAGCCCCCCCCCCCCCCCCCCGUUAACCUGGAGUGCAGACCCCAAACCCCCCAAAAACAUCCAAUGUGGAUCUAGUUCUCAGGGCCCCGUAGCUGUGGUAGAAGCCUUUUUCAUCAUCAUCUGGAAGCUACAUCAGUUGUUUCACACUUUAGGAAGAACAUAACCUUUUUUAAUCAGGUUGUUGAUGCAUUUAUUAUGCAGAAAUCUGGGCCUUCUAUUAUUGCUACAGCCACUUGUGUCAUCGUAGAUCAGCUCAUCACAUUUGGAUUGGUGGUGAUGUAACGUUUUUGGUGUUUGGUCAUCGUUUGCACACAGCCUUUUAUUUACUUCAGACUUGCGGGGGGGUUUUUUUGUUUGUUUUUUUGCUCUUUUUUAAAAAGCUCUUUUUGUGCUUUAACAGCACCUGCAAGCAACACAGCAAAUGCACACUGCCUACACAGAUGCAGAAUUUUUGAAUCCUCCCCUCUCUCGUUCGUGCUCUCGCUUGCACGCGCGCGCGCACACACACACACACACACACGCACACUUGGUUAUAAUGCGUGUUGCAGAGCUGUUUAACACCACCACAGAGCCAGACCACCUGCAGAAUUGAACAAUUUCCAAAAACAUCUUGUCUAUAGAACUGAUUGGAUGGAUUUAUUAUGGUUAAUAAAUAAAAAAAAGAAAAGAUUUUAACUCUAUUUUUGAGUCGCGGUCGUUGAGUCGACCUUGAACUUUUGAAUGACCAAAAUCAAAUUGUUUGGAGCAGCCUGCUGCAGCUAUUAUUUAUAAUAAGGAGCCUGUUAUUUUCUGUGCCACUCACUGUGGAAACUUUUUUUGUUUUUGCUGGCCUUUAUACCCAACUAAUAAUUAUCUGUGUACAGUGUUAAAUUUCCACGUCUUGAGAAUAAUGGAAGUUUUUGGAAUUUUUUGAUCUGUUUGUCAAAUUUCUGACUAAUGACCUUCAUCGCAUGCACUGAUUUUAAUUUCAAGAUUUAUUUCACUGUUACUAGGUUGCUGUCAGCUGUGUAGAGCACAGGAGCCUCACACAGCUGAUCAGGUGUAGGACCUGAUAUAGUCUUGUUUGAGUGGCUUUAUAUGUGUGCAAAUCCAGCCAAAAGAAAGCAGUACAAGUUUAAUCCAAAACAUGCACUCCUUCAUGGAGUGAACUAGGUGACUAAGAUGCUUUUGGAAACAUUUCUCAGGUCCUGGUUGGUGCUUUUCUAAAUCUGAUAUAAAUUCUCAGCUGAGUUAGCCACCGCCACACAUCACUACACAGCCACACACGCAUAAAUACUCUCCAUUUUAAUAAGGAUUUUCUUUUUCAAGUGAUGGAUUUUACAGACAUCUUUUUUUUUUUUAAUAGAUGAUAUUGGUAGUCUUUUGUAAGUAAUUGGAAUAUCACUUCAGUAAUGUUUGUAGUGAAGCCACCGUAGAGACAAAUUAAAUUGUAUUUACCCAGACCUUGUUUUGAGGGAUGAAGGCCUACAGUAUUUUCUUUCUUUAAGACUGACACCCUCAUAGCCACCUUGGGACUGAAGUCUGUAAGGGUCUGGUGCAAUAAGGGGAGGUUUUAAAACUUUUUUGGAGAUUGAAGCACAGCUGUUGUCUUUUUUGGGGGGGGAGGUGGGGGCUGGGGAAGGAAUUAAAAGAUUAUGAAAAGAUAACAGAAGAUGGAGCAUUAUGGACUUGCUGU